AUGGAGCUCAUCCGGGAUACGUCCCGCCCCCCGCUGGAAUACGUGAAAGGGGUCCCACUCAUCAAGUACUUUGCAGAGGCGAUGGGGCCACUGCAGAGCUUUGAGGCCUAGCCGGACGACCUGCUCAUCAGCACCUACCCCAAGUCCGGCACCACCUGGGAGCUGGACAUGAUCUACCAGGGCGGUGACCAGCAGAAGUGUUCCCGGGCCCUCAUCUACAUCCGGGUGCCCUUCUUAGAAUUCAAAGCCCCCGGGACCCCCUCAGGUAUGGAGACUCUCAAAGAAACCCCGGCCCCACGGAUCCUCAAGACGCACCUGCCACUGGCCCUGCUCCCCCAGACUCUGCUGGAUCAGAAGGUCAAGGCUGUCCCUGUACACCCCUUCCCCUCUCCUUACCUCGCACAUAACACAAAGGAUGUGGCUGUCUCCUACUACAACUUUUAUAAUAUGGCCAAAGUGCACCCUCAUCCCGGAACCUGGGACAACUUCCUGGAGAAGUUCAUGUCUGGGGAUGUGUCCUAUGGCUCCUGGUACCAGCACGUGUGGGAGUGGUGGGAGCUGCACCACACCCACCCUUUGCUCUACCUCUUCUAUGAGGACGUGAAAAAGAACCCCAAGGAGAUCAGGAAGAUCCUGGAGUUUGUGGGGCGCUCCCUGCCAGAGGAGGCUGUGGACCACAUCGUCAAGUGCACAUCCUUCAAGGAGAUGAAGGCCAACCCCAUGACCAACUACAGCACGCUGCCCUCCAGCAUCAUGGACCACAGCGUCUCCCCCUUCAUGAGGAAAGGUGUGGCGGGGGACUGGAAGACCACCUUCACUGUGGCCCAAAGCGAGCACUUCGAGGCCCACUACGCCCACAAGAUGGCUGACUGUGACCUCCCCUUCUGCUCAGAGCUGUGA
Molecule: messenger RNA, 900 nt
Organism: Ochotona princeps (American pika)
Lineage: Eukaryota; Metazoa; Chordata; Mammalia; Lagomorpha; Ochotonidae
Product: sulfotransferase 1A1
Biological process (GO): sulfation
Cellular component (GO): cytoplasm
Molecular function (GO): sulfotransferase activity
Source: RefSeq, a predicted model, not a curated record